UGCGGUGCGGGCGAUGGCGGUUCCCAUGGCGAUCGGGCCUGGCCCGGGCUGCCGCCUGCUCCUCGCCGCUGGGCUGCUGGCGGCCGCCCGCUCGGCCCUGCCGCCGGGCACCGGGCAGUGCGCGCAGCGGGACCGCUUCGAGGAGGAGCUGGUGCUGAAGCCGCUCAGCUCCGGCGACGUGGCGGCCGGUUUCCAGUUCCGCACCCGCUGGGACGUGGAGCUGGGGCCGGGGGACGGCAGCGGGAGCCGGGUCUCUCAUUACAGACUUUUUCCAAAGUCACUGGGGCAAGUACUCUCCAAAUUCGCUGUGCGUGAGCUGCACCUUUCUUUCACUCAUGGUUUCUGGAGGUGGGCAGUGUGGGGGCAGCCUUUCCUACAGGCCCCACCAGGGGCAGAGCUCUGGGUCUGGUUCCAGCCAUCAGUUACAGAUGUUGACACUACCUGGAAGGAACUGACUAAUGUUCUCUCAGGCUUAUUCUGUGCAUCUCUUAAUUUCAUUGAUUCAACGAACACUGUUACUCCAACGGCUUCUUUCAAACCUCUUGGCAUCAUUAAUGAAACCAAUCAUAACUACCUAAGGUAUGCGGCACUGCCAAGAGAGAUUGUGUGCACUGAAAAUCUUACUCCAUGGAAAAAGCUCCUGCCUUGUGGUUCAAAGGCAGGGUUGGGAGUGCUGCUGAAAGCUGAGCGGUUAUUUCACACCAGUUAUCAUUCACAGGCUGUCCACGUCAGACCUGUUUGCCGGGAUCAGCUGUGCACCAGUAUCUCCUGGGAGCUGACACUGAGCCUGUCUGUCGUGUUUGACCUUCAUGCUGCCGGCUCUGGGAAAAGAGAGUGGUCCCUGUUUAAGAUGUUUUCACGAACACUAACGGAAGUGUGUCCUCUGGCAUCACAAAGUACAAUUUACGUGGAUGUCACCGACAAGGAGAAGGCUAAUGACACCUAUGAACUGAUGCCACCAGCACCCAUGUGGCUUAACACAACAGUACAUGGUCAGUGGAGAUCCUAUGCCAUGUACAACUUGCUGAAUCCUCAGCUGUACAGUGUAUCAUCACACUCCUUAAACAUAGUGUUAAAAUGGAAACCAUCCAAACAGUUUGCGGUUCCUGAAGUGCCUGUCUUCCAUGCAGAGAGGUAUGUGAGUGGCUUUGGCCUUUGGACAGGAAAGAUCAACACCUUGAUCUACAAUAAUCACCCCUACCGAUCAUUCCCAGUGUUGCUGAUGGAGGUUGUACCAUGGUACCUUCGGCUCUAUGUCCACACACUCACCAUCAACACCAAGGGCAAGGAUAACAAACCAAGUUACAUUCACUAUCAGCCAGCAAAAGACCGAGAGUGUCCUCAUCUACUGGAGAUGCUAAUUCAGUUGCCUGCCAACUCUGUCACUAAGAUCGGCAUCGAGUUUGAGAGAGCUCUCUUAAAAUGGACGGAGUACCCUCCCGAUCCCAAUCACGGCUUCUACGUUGGCUCAUCUGUUCUGAGUGCGCUGGUGCCAAGCAGUGUAACUAUGGAAACCAAUAACACGAAACCCAUGCCUCUUUUCAACAAACUGUUUCCAUUCGUCGACCCCUCGGUUUACUUUGUCAGACUCUACACUGAAGCCUUGCUGGUGAACUUACCCACGCCUGAUUUCAGCAUGCCCUACAAUGUCAUCUGCUUGACCUGCACUGUGGUUGCAGUUGGUUAUGGCUCCUUCUACAACCUGCUCACAAGGACCUUCCAGAUUGUCGAGCCCACUGGUGGGGUGGCAAAGAAGAUUGCAAAUGUAAUCCGUAGACUGCGUGGGGUUCCACCCAUCUGAAGUUGCCAAAUUUAUGAAUGUGGGGCUGGGAAAAGGACCAGUAUCAAAAUCAAUGACUGCUCCUGAGUUGAGUUAUCUGCGUUUCAUUGCUGCAGUGGUUUCACAUGCUCUUCAGUUGAAAUGAAUUGGGCACUGGAAAGCUUUGAUGUGCUGUGGAGCUACUGUAUUCACCAGGUCAGGCACUGUGAACUGCUUGCUGUGAAGUUUGAAUAACAUGAGUGGGGAGUGUGUAUUGAGCUGCCUUCUGUGCAGUAUGUGGUGUGGGGGUGGGGGGGGGACUGGCAAAACUGAUAAACUACAAUAUGUGGUGGCAAUGCAUUUUAAGGUUUCUAGCAUAGUUUCUGCUAUGUUAGAAACUGUUAUCAUCUGAAUCUCUUUAUACACCAGCUUCUUUAGUCCCAUUUCAUUUUGGGGGGUGGUUUUUAUAAAUGGACAUUAUAAAUUGAAGAGGGUGGGGUUGGUGAGGAGGGAGUAAAUUUUGCUUACUAUCCAUAGCUUGGUGUGCCCUGCUGAGGCUUACUGCUGGAAGCCCCAUUUUGUACCAUCAUCACUCCUGUUUGCACUGACACCCAGGCAACUAACAACAGACACCUUUUCAGAGCUCGUUGGUCAGUAACAUUGCAAGUGUAGACAAUGGAGCUUGCAACAGGCAUUUGACUCAAACCUCUUUCUCAGUCCAGUCCAGAGUUUCCAGAGGACACUAAGGUGUCCUCAGUCCAGUGACAUUAAGCUAAAAAUGAAAGGAUUGAGUGAUACCAUUUAAAGCUUGGAUUUGAUCUUUUCACUGGUAACAAGCUCUUGAAAAGAUUUUGCCCUGGUUUAAAUGCCGUGAUUUUAUAGAGACCAUCUCACACUUUUAAAGUACCGUUUGCAUGGCUCAUGGUGCUCCCCCACUUUAUACCCUGAACUUCACACAUGUUUUCUUCCAUUUCCUGUAGCUUGAGGGGUUUGAAAUCCUGAUUCCAAUCUUCCCCCGUGGCAUUAAAUAACUUUGUCGCCAUGACAGAGGUCCUCCUGUGAUGAAGGAUCCUCCUGUGAUGAAGUGGUGCCCGUUCUCAAUGUUCAGCCCUAGCUACUGCCAAUAUGAGUUCAUUCUCCUUUAAGUAUAUUAGGGCUCCUGUAAGCGAACUUAUUUCCAUUCAGGAAGCACUCCACUGGUUAUGAGGAGCUCAUUCAUCAUUUCUAGGCCCAAUUAUAGUGAGAAUUUCAAUGUCCUCACUUUUAAUCUUGUGGAAUAAUUGAAAUAUUAUGUUUAAAAGACAAUGAACACUGAGUUAUGUUGCAAUUCCACAUGAACGUUUAUCACAAUGGUUGGGAUUAUAGAUAAAUUAUCUACAAUUUAUCAUUAAAUAUCUUUUGUCUGCAGUGAGUAAUGGGAUUGAAGCUACUCGAAACUGAGGUUAAAUGCUAUGUUUGCACCCCUAAAACUCUCCUCUUUUGAGUUCAUCUGCUAAAUAAAAUAUUGUCUGCUCUUCCUGGGA
Messenger RNA from Pristis pectinata (smalltooth sawfish), 3282 nucleotides. RefSeq names its product phosphatidylinositol glycan anchor biosynthesis, class T (gene pigt). Gene Ontology annotation, cellular component: GPI-anchor transamidase complex. The record is from RefSeq and is a predicted model, not a curated record. Lineage: Eukaryota; Metazoa; Chordata; Chondrichthyes; Rhinopristiformes; Pristidae. Gene Ontology annotation, biological process: attachment of GPI anchor to protein. The transcript has 12 exons. Bases 14 to 1801 code for a protein of 595 amino acids.